GUCAGACUGUCACUUGGAUAAAUGAGAGUGAGUAGAGUGAAAAUCGAGAAUAGUUCCUUGUUAUCCGUGUGUAAAUUACCAAUGGGACUCCUGGUAACGUCCUUAGUUUAAAAUGGAAAGAAAGACGAAGAAGCAGUUGAUAUGAAUUUGAAAGUACGGCGGUGAAAUACUAGCUAAGGACGACUAUCCAGAAUACCUGUAGGCCUAGUACCUAUCUUGAACGCACUGGCUUCGAAGCAAGGCAUCACCUGCAAAAGGAAUUUUCAGGACCGAAGGAGAAGCUGCUGGGGGAGCGAGAACUGACUGCUGAUUUGAAAAGGACUGCAUACAUUGAAUAAGGUUUUGGGUGGUGGACGGAUUAUAUAUACUACCUCCUGGCAGGCCCUAUUGAGUACGUCAAGCAACCUAAGGACAAAGCAAGCGGCAGGAAAAAAAACUUUGCCUUUAUAGGUUAUAAGCAUGAGUGUUCUGUUGCUUAUGCUAUAGCUUUGAUGAACAGCAUAAAACUCUGUGGCCGGAAUCUUAGAGUUCAGAGCAGGUAUCUUCAGAGUCUACAAGCACAGGGACUAGCUUCAGUUGAUUCACAUGGAGUCCAUACUCUUGAUCAAUUUCAGAAAGAUAAUUCUAGGGAAGAGCAAGGGAUGUCCCAAACGAGAGAAUCGGGUAGUCUAUUGGGACCACCACCAAUACCACUUAAUGUUCCUGCUAAUAUUCCUCCACAUAUAUUAGCAUUAGCUCAUCAACAAAUGGCCUUGUUAAAUACUACUACUAGAGGAAUGGUGCCUUUGUCUAAAAAUCCUUCUCUUAAUGCAAGGAUGCAACCUAGAAAUGACAGUUAUGGGUCUAUCAACUAUAAUUGUGGGUAUUCCAAUUCAAGUCCAGACUCUUCCUCAAGUCGUGGCUACAACCAUUACAAUAAAAAUAGAAAUAGAGGAGCAAGGUCCUUUGAUAACAAAACUAUGCAAUCAAUGAAAAUGCAUGCAGAUGAAGUCACUGCACAGAAUUCCCACAUGUUAGCUGCUCUUCAGGAUCAACAAGGGCGUUUUGACAAAAGUCGAUUGGGGUCUUCACCGUCUAAAUACAAUGAAGAUAGGUAUGAUCGUGAGUAUGAUACCAGCCAUGAUAACAGAUAUCGGCAAAAUCAAGAGAGCCACUACAAAGCUAGUCAUCGUGAUUAUAGACAACAACCGUAUGACAGGUAUGAGAGUCAUCACAGUAGACACCAAGAUAGGCAGACGCCCCCUGAUAGUCGUAGGAAGUUUGAUGGUAGGAGUAGGAAUGGCGGUAGAAGCCACAGCCAUAACAAUGAUCGUUAUGGUCGUGGUGGGGAAUACCAACCACAUUAUAAUUCGAGACGCUGAUGUACACAAUAAAGUAAGACUUGUUUUACAUCUAGAUUUCAUGAGUAUCCUUUUAUUUUUCUUUUUUUUUUUUUUUUUUUUUCUUUUUACUCAAUGAAUAUUGUAUGUAAUUAAAUAAUUUUAAGGGUAUAUCUGUAUGUAUAUUUUAUAUGUUAGCAUUCCUAUGACUACAAUUUAGAGAUCUUUAAUAACAUUUAGAAUUAGUUUUUGUUGGCACUACUUGUGUGCAUUUUAAUCAUGUUCUUAACAGAUUCUCUGUUCCUGUUGCAAUGUCAUUUUAAGCAAGUUUAAUGUCAUGGCUCUCCUGUCAUUACUCUUUCCCUUUUUAUUAUCCAUUGUACUGUAAAUAUAAAUUGCUUUGUAUUAGUAAAAGUGCGUGUAGUGGAGUAUGUUAAAAGUGUGAGGGAAGAUGAACUGAUGUCAUCUUGGUGGUGUAUGUGACAAAUGAAAAUCAAAUUUUUAGUGUUACUA
Messenger RNA from Macrobrachium nipponense, 1832 nucleotides. RefSeq names its product RNA-binding protein 7-like. Gene Ontology annotation, cellular component: nucleus. Gene Ontology annotation, biological process: regulation of alternative mRNA splicing, via spliceosome. The transcript is spliced from 4 exons. The record is from RefSeq and is a predicted model, not a curated record. Gene Ontology annotation, molecular function: single-stranded RNA binding. Lineage: Eukaryota; Metazoa; Arthropoda; Malacostraca; Decapoda; Palaemonidae. Bases 492 to 1361 code for a protein of 289 amino acids.